AUGAGUGGACGCGGGAAGACCGGUGGUAAGACUAGAGCUAAGGCCAAGACUCGUUCAUCCCGUGCCGGCCUUCAGUUCCCUGUGGGCCGUGUUCACAGACUGCUACGUAAGGGUAAUUACGCCGAGCGUGUGGGAGCUGGUGCUCCUGUCUACUUGGCUGCCGUGCUGGAGUAUCUGACCGCUGAGAUCCUCGAGUUGGCUGGUAACGCCGCCAGAGAUGACAAGAAGUCUCGUAUCAUCCCUCGUCAUCUGCAGUUGGCCGUGCGUAACGACGAGGAGUUGAACAGACUGCUUGGAGGUGUAACCAUCGCUCAGGGCGGUGUGCUGCCUAACAUCCAGGCUGUUCUGUUACCCAAGAAGACCGAGAAAGCAGCCAAGGCCAAGUAAAGUCGCUCUCGUGUUCUAACCA
Trichomycterus rosablanca is the source of this 409-nucleotide messenger RNA. RefSeq names its product histone H2A-like. The transcript has a single exon. Gene Ontology annotation, cellular component: nucleosome; chromatin. NCBI's taxonomy places the organism in Eukaryota, Metazoa, Chordata, Actinopteri, Siluriformes, Trichomycteridae. The record is from RefSeq and is a predicted model, not a curated record. Gene Ontology annotation, biological process: heterochromatin formation. Gene Ontology annotation, molecular function: structural constituent of chromatin; DNA binding; protein heterodimerization activity. The coding region runs from base 1 to 387 and encodes 128 amino acids.